Messenger RNA from Meloidogyne enterolobii, 1369 nucleotides. The record is from the annotation of a GenBank genome assembly. NCBI's taxonomy places the organism in Eukaryota, Metazoa, Nematoda, Chromadorea, Rhabditida, Meloidogynidae.
GGAAAAUAUAAAUGUUUGUGUAAUUGAACAAGAAGAAGAAAUUGGAGGUUUGGCACGAAGUGUAAUGGAUGAAAAUGGGUUUUGUUGGGAUUUGGGUGUUCAUGUUAUGGGAAUUAGUAAAUACAAAAAUUUUGUUGAAGCAAUGGAGGAAUGUGUGACGGAAUGGGAAAUUAUACCUCGAUGUGCUAUGGCAGAAAUGUCCCAUGUUAUGACAGAAAAUAAAGAAGAAAAUUUAAAUAAAAUUAAUUAUUAUAUUCCCUAUCCAGUUCAAAAUUCAAUUCCUUAUUUUCCUAAAAAUUUAAAAUUAAAAUGUUUGGAAGAAUUAAAUUUUAAAGAAAAAGAAGAAGGAAAUAAUUUUUUAACAACAAAAAUAACAGAAAAAGAAGAAAAUUUUGAUUCUUUUUCUCUUUCACUUUUUGGAGAAACUUUGCAGAAAAUAUUUGUUAGACCAUAUAAUGAAAAGGUCUGGACUGUCCCAAUUUCCCAAAUGGGAACUAGCUGGUUACAAGGACGUGUUCCUUUAAUUGAUUUAUCACAAUUAAAACGUCGUUGUUCACUUUCUCACCAAAAAUUGUUAAUUGAAGAUGAAAGCCGUCAAACAGCUUUUCGUUACCCUGCAAAUUGUAGAGGGAUUGGAGAAAUGUGGAAACGUUUUUCUGAAAGAUUUCCCCCAAAAAUAUUUAAUUUUGGACAAAAAGUUAAAUUUAAUUAUAAUAUACUUAUUUCAACAAUUCCUUUAACUGAAUUAGAAAAAAUGAUUGGAAUUAAUAAUUUAUCUAAACCUUUAAAACAUUCAACAGUAAUUCUGGUUGGUAUUGGAUUAUUUGGAGGGAAAAAUGAUUUUGUUAAAAAAUUAAGUUGGGCAUAUUAUCCAAGAAAAGAAAUUUUAUUUUAUCGAUGUACAAUUAUUUCCAACUUUAGUGAAGAAUUAAUCCCUAAAUGCUCUUCCUCCACUUCCUCCUCCUCCUCUUCCUCUAAUUUAAUUGAAGAUAAAAAUAACCAAUUUUGGUCAGUAUUAUGUGAAAUAGGGCAGAGUUCAGAUAAAGAAUUGCCUUUAGAAAAUGAACAAAAAAAUAAAAUUUUUGAUAAAAUAAUUAAAGAUUUAAUUUCUGUUGGAAUAAUAAAUAAAAAAGAAAAUAUUUGUUCAAAAUGGAUUAAAUGUUUGCCUUUUGGUUAUCCAAUACCGACAAAAGAAAGGGAUUUUAUUUUAAAAGAAUGUCACAAAUAUUUGGAAAAAUUACAAAUUUAUUCGAGAGGAAGAUUUGGUGGGUGGAAAUAUGAAUUGUCUAAUCAAGAUGUUUGUUUUCAAAUUGGAAUAGAAUUAAUUGACAAAAUAUUUUUAAAUAUUCCUGAAAUCCUUUAUAUUUAA